CGAAUAUCAGUUAACGUGUUAAGGUCGGCGGGUCGUACUUCAUUACAUUUAUUUAUCUAUACAUGUCUGUUGCCGUGUUUUUCAAUACCUCGGACUCUCAUAGAUUAUGAGCUUUCAGUUCUCUGUGUACUCCUUGCAGUUCGGUUACUGUCAUCGUCAUCCCCUGCUGCUUAGUCACAUUUACUUAUACAUACAUAAGUCGCCGAAGUAAAGUGUUUUAUAAAAAAUAAAUAGACAAACACAUAAUGAAUACGCAGUUAAAAUAUAUUUAAUAAUAAACCAUUAAACAUUAAACUAUUGUUUCCAUAUUUGUGCCUAAAAUAUAAAUCUCAUGAGCUAAUGCGUAUUAGUAUAGUUGAAAAUCCUCAAUUUUUUAAAGGAUUACAUAUUUAUAUGAAAACAUUUAAAAGAUAUGGCGAGCAUAAUAUUAAUAGCUUGCCUAGCUAUAUUGGGUCUAAUCAUUGCGAUAGCGCUAUUUUUAGCCGGUGGAUAUCUGUGGUGGCGGCACAAAAGGUCACAAUUGCAAUUUAUUGAACCAAAUGAAGAUGAGGAAUCAAGUAGUUAUAGUUUGAGAGCUGCGCAGGACAAUGUGGACUCUGGAAAUCCGCCAAGCAAACCUCAAGUGCCAGUUGCCCCUGCCAUUACGAAUCCUAUACAAAAUAACAUAAAUCGAAAAUUGAAUGGCUUUUUAAAUCUCAGAACGCCUCUCAUUGGGAGCGGCACGUUGCCCACACCAACCAAAAAAUCAAAUACUUCCACAGGAUCAGGUGCAAAUGAUGGUACAUCUAAGGAUACAGCGAACAAAAGCAUUUCAAUGACCGAUAUGUACCUCGACACAGAUUCAAGUGAAAACGUUGGACAAAUACAUUUCUCAUUGGAAUAUGAUUUUCAAAAUACAACCCUAAUUCUAAAGGUUCUACAAGGCAAAGAACUACCGGCAAAAGAUUUAAGCGGAACCUCCGAUCCGUACGUUCGAGUCACAUUAUUGCCAGAUAAAAAGCAUCGUCUCGAAACCAAAAUCAAACGAAGAACCUUGAAUCCGCGAUGGAAUGAAACAUUUUAUUUUGAGGGCUUUCCAAUUCAAAAGCUUCAAUCGCGCGUACUUCACUUGCAUGUCUUUGAUUAUGAUCGUUUUUCAAGAGACGAUUCAAUUGGUGAAGUAUUUUUGCCGCUGUGUCAGGUUGACUUUGCUGGCAAGCAAUCAUUUUGGAAGGCUUUGAAGCCGCCGGCAAAGGAUAAAUGUGGUGAACUUCUAUCUUCGCUGUGCUAUCAUCCUUCAAAUUCCAUUUUGACAUUGACAUUGAUCAAGGCGAGGAAUUUAAAAGCCAAGGAUAUCAACGGAAAGUCAGAUCCGUAUGUAAAGGUUUGGCUUCAAUUUGGAGAUAAACGCGUCGAAAAGAGAAAAACACCUAUAUUUACCUGUACGUUAAAUCCGGUUUUCAACGAAUCAUUCAGCUUUAACGUACCAUGGGAAAAAAUUCGUGAAUGUUCAUUGGAUGUCAUGGUUAUGGAUUUCGAUAAUAUUGGACGAAACGAGCUGAUCGGCAGAAUAUUAUUAGCUGGUAAAAACGGCUCGGGCGCCUCGGAGACGAAGCAUUGGCAGGACAUGAUUUCGAAGCCCAAACAAACUGUGGUCCAGUGGCAUCGCUUGAAACCAGAAUAAUGCAAAAUAUUGCAGUUAAAGAAAAUUAAUAUCGUACAUAUACAUGUAUGCAUAUACGCAUAUAUAUUCAAGUUUGAUUAUAAAAUAACUUUAAACACGAUUUAGCAGUAUUUAAACAGGCUGCAUACGGGCAAAAGCAUAGCACAGUUUGCGUAUAUACUUUAAAAAGCAUUCAACCAAGAUUAAUUAACAACAACAACAAAUUACAAAAUGAGCACAGCAAUUGAUUAUCAUAUUGCUCUUAUUUGUGCUUCAACAUAUUAUGCAAUUGAGGUCUAUAUUAUUCAUUAUGCCUGGUUAAUUGGAGAGCUAGAAGAUGAACGGGCAACUUAAUCAAUCGAAAAAAAAAAGUUUAUAAAAAAAAAAUAACUUAAAGAACAUGAGUGCAAUACAAGGAUAUUGUAUUGUAUAUUGUGUAUAAAAUGUUGCUGUUUACAAGUAUUUCCCCGGAAAAAGCUUUAUACAUUUUUUGCAGGUAGGUAUUAGCUAUCGCCUUUAUAUCUAGAUCAGAUUCUUAGAAAUAAAAAAUAUGUUAUUGGAUUGUUUAAAACUGUCCUUCCUUACUUAUUUCAAUCGAAAUUAAGCAAAAAAAAGUCUAAUUAACCAAUAGGGCGAAGGUUUAUUUGAUUUUUAACAUAUACAAGCACACACGCAUAAUUCAUUAGCAUAAAUUUAUUGGCAAACCAAACUAAACCAACUUGUAUGGGAAAAAGAUAAAUAGUUCUCUAAUGCGAUAAAAGUUAAAAGUCACAUACUUAAAGAUAUGUACAUAAUGAAAGUUAAUUGUUAUUAUUAGAUUCUAAUAUUAACUCGUAAAACGACAUUGUUACAAGUUACUUAAAAUGCGAAUUGUUGUUUCUUUUACAAUAAAAGAAAGUAAAAGCGAAAAGUUAAUCUUAAAUAUACAUAGUUUAAACUAAAACUAUCUAGAAUAAUAGGCUGUAGGUAAUAACAUAUUUUUAUUAGAAAAGGCGAUAAGAAAAUAACAUUGAUUAAUUCAAAUAGUAACUGUAAAGAAAUUAGCCAACCAUUGCCGGAACAAGCGUCUACUGAGAUGAAGUGCAAACAUAAAAAUAGUGAGAUUGAGAUUAAGAGUUAAACAAAAUGAAAUGACAUGAAUUGAAAUGAAAUAAAAUGAAUUAUAAUUGAUGAAGAGAAACUGAGUUUAAAAAACGAAAAAUCGAAAAUUCAACCCACCUUGAAAUUACAUAUUUGUUAUAUACCUGUUAAAAUAUUAUUAA
Drosophila novamexicana is the source of this 2904-nucleotide messenger RNA. It is a transcript of the gene Syt7, whose product is annotated as synaptotagmin-7. Gene Ontology annotation, cellular component: membrane; synapse; axon. Bases 413 to 1663 code for a protein of 416 amino acids. Gene Ontology annotation, biological process: regulation of calcium ion-dependent exocytosis; calcium-ion regulated exocytosis; regulation of dopamine secretion. The record is from RefSeq and is a predicted model, not a curated record. The transcript has 9 exons. Gene Ontology annotation, molecular function: calcium-dependent phospholipid binding; calcium ion binding; phosphatidylserine binding. Lineage: Eukaryota; Metazoa; Arthropoda; Insecta; Diptera; Drosophilidae.